CGUCGCUAAGGCCGCUUCUCCCGUCCGGGGAGAACCGGCGCCCCGAGCCUGGCCGCCCCGGGAAGCCGCCGAGCGCGUUUUGCGGCGCGCGGGGAACGUCCGUCCCGGGCCUGAACGCUUCUCUCCCUCCGUCCCUGUGCUCUUUCGGUCAGCGCCGGCGAGCUUCCUGCACGCGGCCGUCUCCCGCUGGAUCUCGUCGAGCCCAGCCGGCCGAGGGAGCGCGAGCGCCUGGGAGAUGAAGUCGAAAGGGGCUCUGGGGACCCGGACUCUCCGUCCUCGUCCUCCUCGCCCCCGUCCUCCUCCUCGCCCGUUCUCGAGCGUCGUGCGCCCCCGGAAGAGUCUUCCCUGCCCGAGGCCGCCGCCUUGCCUCCAGCCAGCUCCUCAACACGGAAGGCGGCAGAAUGGGUGCCCAGAUUUGGAAGAUGCGCCCCUGGCAGCCUCUCUGGGUGUGAAGAGCCAGGGCCAGGAAGAUGGGGUCACAAGGCCCUCCCAAAACAUUGCAGUCCAGACUGAUUUCAGGAGAGCUGACUUGGAAGCGAACACUGAUCUGGACGUGGAGAAGAACCUGGACAAGAUGAUGUCCGAGAGAGCUUCGUUGAAGGAGCGUUACCAAGAAGUCCUGGACAAGCAGAGACAGGUGGAGAACCAGCUGCAGGUGCAACUCCAGCAUCUGCAGCAGCGCAGGGAAGAGGAGAUGAAGAACCACCAGGAGAUCUUGAAGGCCAUUCAGGAUGUGACCGUUAAGCGGAAAGAAACCAGGAAGAAGAUGGAAAAGGAAAAGAAAGAGUUUUUGCAAAAGGAGCAAGACCUGAAGGCAGAAAUUGAGAAACUCUGUGAGAAAGGCCGGAGGCUGUUGAAGGAACAAGAAGAGAAGGAGAGCAAGAUUGUUUCGCUGAUUGCUGAACAGGCGGAGGAGAAGGAAGCAUGGGAGCUGGAGUUGGGCAAGCUGAAGAACCAGCACAGUGAGAUCAACCGGUCAAUCUUAGAGGAGACAGAGCGGGCCUGGAAAGCAGAGAUCCUGUCUCUGGAAAGCCGAAAGGAGCUCCUGGUGCUGAAGCUGGAAGAGGCCGAAAAAGAAGCAGAGCUGCACCUCACCUACCUCAAGUCAGCACCGCCUACGCUGGAGACCAUCCGGCCAAAGCAGGAGUGGGAGACAAGGCUGAACAAAAUACGGAUGACCAAGGAGAGCGUCCGCGACAAGUUCAACGACCACAUCCAGCUGGUACGGAACGGCGCCAAGUUGAGCAGCCUCCCACAGAUUCCCACGCCCCCUCUGCCCCCGCCCCCAUUGGAGACAGACUUCCUGCUGCCUCCUUUCCAGGCCAACUCCUCUCUCACCCCACAGCUGCCCUUCCCCAUCGGGUCAGUUCCCAUGCCCCCCUUGGUCAUGCCCAGCGCAGACCCACGGGUGCUUUCAUUCCCCCUCCUGAACCCCAGCCUCAUCACCCGGCCCAGCCAGCCUUCGCCCUCCUUGCCCGCAGCACAGGAGCGGAGCAGCCCUGGGCUGUCCUCCCUGGUCAGUUCCCACGGGGUGCCCGGGGCCUCACUGCCUCCCCCUCCAGGCCUGGGUGGAGUCAAGGCCCCAUCAGAAUUCCAUAGACCACCCCCUGUGGACAAGCUGGAGAAGAUCCUGGAAAAGUUGAUGACGCGCUUUCCUCGGUGUAAUAAGGCCCAGUUGACCAAUGUCCUCCAGCAGAUCAAAGCAGCUCGAAGGACCUUGGCAGGACUCACUAUGGAAGAGCUGAGCCAGCUUGUGGCAGCCAAGCUGGCAGAGCAGCAGGAACGGGUGGCAGCUGUUGGCACCCAGCCCCAUAGCCGGAUGUGCUCCCCCUUGUUCCCGGGUCCAUUGACUCAGAUCAGCAACCCUAUGUUCUUGCCACCUGCACAGGUCUCCUAUCCUGGGACGCCACCUCAGGCACCUGUGACCUGCAAACUGUGUCUGAUGUGCCAGAAGCUGGUCCCGCCCAGCGACCUCCACCCCAUGGCCUGUUCACAUGUGCUGCACAAGGAGUGCAUCAAGUUUUGGGCUCAGACAAAUGCAAAUGAUGCCUGUCCCUUCUGCCCCACCCUGAAAUGACCCCGGCUCAAGAGGGCAGCCCUGCUCCUCGCCACGCAGAUGGAGGAGGAUUCUGACAUGACUUGAGGCACCCCAGCAUUUCUACAGCUCUGUAUUUAUAUGGCAAUGUAUACACAUGUACAUUUUUAUUCUAUAGGGAAUGUGUGUAUAGAAAGUCCACAUGCAUACCAGUUCAUAAUAAAAUGUGUAUAUUAUGCAGAA
Python bivittatus (Burmese python) is the source of this 2278-nucleotide messenger RNA. RefSeq names its product ring finger protein 214 (gene RNF214). Lineage: Eukaryota; Metazoa; Chordata; Lepidosauria; Squamata; Pythonidae. Gene Ontology annotation, molecular function: ubiquitin-protein transferase activity. The record is from RefSeq and is a predicted model, not a curated record.